AUCCAUCCAUCGUCCAUGACCAACAUCGACUCUCCUUCCACGAACGACGAACCCCUUGAGCUUCAAGUGAAACCUCCUUCUCUAUUUAAAUCCCUCGCAUUCAUUCCUUUUCCUCUCGUACCAAAAUCUCAAUUCUCUUUCCUUUCUUUCUUACCCUUCUCCAAGCAAGCAAUAACCAGAAAGGAGUAUCAAAUGGAACAACGAAAGGCGGUCGAUUUCGAAGAUUUCUUGCCUAUAAUGGCCGACAAGUUGGGUGGGGAGGGAUUGAUCGGGGAGCUGUGUAAUGGGUUUCAGUUGCUCAUGGACCCUGAUAAGGGACUCAUCACUUUCGACAGCUUGAAGAGAAACUCUGCCCUUUUGGGGUUGCAAGGAUUCACAGACGACGAGCUACGGAGCAUGUUGAAGGAAGGGGAUGUCGACGGCGAUGGGGCUCUUAAUCAGAUGGAGUUCUGUGUCCUCAUGUUCAGAUUGAGUCCUGAUCUAAUGGAAUCGUCUGAGAUGUGGCUGGAACAAGUUCUCCAACAAGAUUUUAUGGAUGUAUAAUUUUUUUUCGGUUCUCUCAUUUUCCUCUUCUUUGCAUUGCUCUGUUUUUCCUUUUCUUCAUUUCUUCUUUUACGGGCACUGAGAAGAGUAGAAAAUAGAAAAGAGAAAAACAUUGUUUAUACUUUAUUUGAUUGACAGAUUACCAAUUUACAUGGGAUGAUGUUCAUACCAUUUUAGUGAUUGAAAUGGGAUUUUUUUUUUUUUUUUUGUCUUCGUCUUUUCUUAGUUUUUACUUUUCCAUUCUUCUUUCUUCUUCGUUCUCCAUGUAUCUAAGAAAUUCCAUUAUUUUUUGUCAA
This is a messenger RNA of Nelumbo nucifera (sacred lotus), 839 nucleotides long. Its product is annotated as calcium-binding protein KRP1. Lineage: Eukaryota; Viridiplantae; Streptophyta; Magnoliopsida; Proteales; Nelumbonaceae. The record is from RefSeq and is a predicted model, not a curated record. Gene Ontology annotation, molecular function: calcium ion binding.